AUGCUCUUGCAAGCUCAGGCAGUCUACCAUCUCUUAAGUGUUCAGAAGUAUGUCAUGGAUGAAUGCAGGAAAUGGAAUCUUGUCUGGAUUGGAAAGAACAAGGUUGCGCCUUUGGAGCCCCAUGAGAUGGAGUAUCUACUUGGUUUCCCAAGAGACCACACGAGGGGAGUCUGCAAGAUGGAGAGGUACAAAGCUCUUGGGAACUCAUUUCAAGUGGAUACAGUUGCUUAUCACCUGUCAGUGUUGAUGGACAUGUUUCCUGAUGGUAUAAAUGUGCUGUCCUUAUUCACCGGUAUUGGGGGAGGAGAAGUAGCCCUGCACAAGCUUGGGGUCCACAUGAAGACAGUGGUUUCUGUUGAGAUUUCUGAAGUGAACAGGAGGAUUUUCAGAGGUUGGUGGAAUCAGAAUCAAACGGGUGGCAGUCUGAUUGAGAUUCCAGGCAUGGAGACUCUCACUAAUGAUACAAUCGAGUCAUUGACUAGAAGAUUGGGUGGUUUUGACUUGAUAAUUGGAGGCAGCCCAUGCAACAAUCUUACCGGCAGCAACCGGCACCACCGUGAUGGUUUACAGGGCGAGCAAUCUGCUCUGUUCUACGAGUACUCGAGAAUACUGAAUGUUGUCAAGUCCGUUAUGGCGAGGAUGUAG
Messenger RNA from Triticum turgidum subsp. durum (durum wheat), 645 nucleotides. NCBI's taxonomy places the organism in Eukaryota, Viridiplantae, Streptophyta, Magnoliopsida, Poales, Poaceae. The record is from the annotation of a GenBank genome assembly.